UAACCCGCUGCAUUGUGGGUGCUCUGACAGUCAAACAUGGCGUCUGGCAUCCUUGUCCGGUGUGUCCGUGGAGCUAGCACGCUCUACAACCCCGCGCUGAGUUUGAGCCGGGGUAGCGGGGGAGUAUGGACUGCGGUAGCGGUAGCCCCCGGGGUUGCCCGCCGGGACUUCUCGCAGCUGCGUCUCGGACAGGCACCGGGGAACGUGCAGGGCCCGGUGUGUAUGCAGAUACGGCAGUUCAGUGAUGUCCCUCCACUGACGCUGGAGAGCAUCCAGGAGCGAGUAUUCCACGUUCUGAAGCUCUACGACAAGAUCCACCCUGAGAAGCUCCAGGUGACGUCACACUUCAUGAAAGAUCUGGGGUUGGACAGCCUGGACCAGGUGGAAAUCGUCAUGGCGAUGGAGGAUGAGUUUGGUUUCGAGAUCCCUGAUGUGGAGGCGGAAAAGUUGAUGUGUCCUCAGGACAUCGUUAAAUACGUGGCCGAGAAGCAGGAAGUGCACUAACGAGGGCCCCACCUGCAACAGCUCCAUGGUCCACAGGAAGCACAGCAGGGGACUUCUGAUUGUUGAUUUGACUUCAGUUCCAUAGAAACACAUACUAGAGUAAAUAAUUGUAUAAAUAUAAAUUCAUUAAUAAAUAUGGUAAAGAGUUUGAUAAACAGAGUGUGUGUGUGUGUGUGUGUGUGGGGGGACAUGCUCAGAUGGCUGUUGCUUAUUCAGUCUCGUCUGGUCUGAGUCUCAGCGAAAUACCAGCUGGUGGUCUUUUCUGUUGGCGGGUGUGUGUGUGUUCUAAGGGUUCUGCUGUCUGUCUGUAGGCAGGUGUGUGUGUGUUCUGGUGUUCCGUUCCACACUCACUGACGCAAGGUUUCCCGGCACAUCCAGGGUGCUUGUUCGCUGUUCUCUGAAGAAUGUAUCACUGUUGAAUCAGUCGUGCUGUAGCUGCAGUCACUCCUGACGGAACCAGGUAUGCUGCGCAGGAACAUGGCUUCAGUCUGCAGCAGUUCUGUUUGAAUCGGUUCAGUUCUGUUCGAGUGUUCUUGCAGUUCUUGUGUGUGUGUGUGUGUGUGUGUGUGCGCACUGUUCAGAGUGAUGUUUUUCUGACCUAAGAUGAGAGGAUUGUUGGAAGUGUCAUACUUGAUUAAAUUAAACAGAAAUGAUAAUAAAUCCCAAAUGAUGAA
Messenger RNA from Alosa alosa (allis shad), 1178 nucleotides. RefSeq names its product NADH:ubiquinone oxidoreductase subunit AB1a (gene ndufab1a). Gene Ontology annotation, molecular function: acyl carrier activity; acyl binding. Gene Ontology annotation, cellular component: mitochondrion. The record is from RefSeq and is a predicted model, not a curated record. Gene Ontology annotation, biological process: fatty acid biosynthetic process. The transcript is spliced from 5 exons. The coding region runs from base 37 to 504 and encodes 155 amino acids. Lineage: Eukaryota; Metazoa; Chordata; Actinopteri; Clupeiformes; Clupeidae.